CCAUGACUAGCCCACAGGAAAAGUUGCUCAAUGUUAAUGUUUGACAAGAAGGAAGAAGGGCCUUGGCUGCCAUAUCUCAGAGUGUCAGACAACACAGCCGCACUCUUUCAGUUCUCCUUACUACCUUAACACGAGAGUUCGUCUGCAGCUGUGUAAAGGAAUUACACUUUUAAAUAGGAAAGAGAGAAGAGAGACAGAAACAAUGGAGGUGCUGGUGCUGGUCGACUUCGAAGGCACCAUGGGAGACGAGAUCACAGUAAAGAUGGGGGAUGUGGUCAAAAACGUCACCAAGGCCAGCGAGGAGGGAUGGCUGGAGGGGGAGCUGAGAGGGAAGAGAGGCGUCUUUCCUGCCAACUUUGUCAAGGAGGUGCCAGUCUAUUUGAUAGGUGACAACUACAGGGAACCAAGAAGCCUUAGAAAAACAAAGAAGUUGAAACAGGUGAGGAAAUGCGAGGUGGCGUUUGCCUACAACCCCAUGAAUGAGGAUGAGCUGCCGCUGGUUGUUGGAGAGACUGUAGAGAUCAUCAGAGAGAUUGAAGAUGGCUGGUGGAUGGGGCUGAAAAACGGCAGAAUUGGAGCAUUUCCAUCCAAUUUUGUCAAGGAAGUAUUUGUUUCCCCAAAAGAGGUAAAGCACAGUGAGGGCAAGACAAGACCCAAGCUCACGGAAGCAGUGUUCAAUAAAGAGAUAUCUCAAAGAGCAAGUGUGAGGAACAAAGCAAAGCAAGUUGUGGAGUGUUGCCAAGCCAUGUUUGACUAUGAGGCCAAAGCGGAGGACGAGUUGGGUCUGAAAAAGGGCGACGUUGUGGUGAUCCUGAGAAAGGAAACAGAAGAUGAAGGCUGGUGGGAGGGAGAGCUAAACGGACGCUGUGGCUUCUUCCCUGAUAACUUUGUCAUGGUGAUUCCAGCGAGUCUAAAAUCUGGGACCAUAAGCCAACCACCUCGCAACCUUGACAAGAAGCUCCCAGUGAAGACAGACGCCUCUGCGAUGGAGAAAGGUGGACCAGCAAAGACAAAAGAUGAUAAACCGGAUGGUAAGGACCUCAGAAGCAACCCUCCAACCAAAGUCAAGCUGCCAUCUUUCAACAAGCCCAGCCCUCCUCCAGUCAAAGACAAACCCAACAAGGUUUCACCAAACAGAACCAAUGGUGAUGGGGCUCCUGUUUCACCAAAACAACCAGAUGAGAAAGACACCAAGCAGUUUGAAGGCGUAGAUCUGCAGACUGAAAAGCUGAGUCAUCCUACCGCAAACAGAGCCAAACCCCCGCAGAGGAGACCACCAUCAGGCCUGGCCACAGCAGGUACAGAAAAUCUACUGCCAUCACCUGCAAAGCCUGAUCCUCGACCCAAGACGCCGCCUCCGACUCGCCCAGCACCACCUAAAGUGACUUUGGAUGGCAAGACUGUUACGCCUAAAGACGAACCGACUGUGGAGAGCCUGCAGGCGGAAAUCAAAGAGCUGAGGAUGUUUCUGGAGCUGCUGCAGACACGACAGGGGCGAGACAUACAAGAAGUGAAAGAAGAACUGAAGGAGGAAAGAAACAAACGAGUGGCACUGCAGGAGGAGGUUAAAGCUUUGAAGAUGAAGCAUUAACUCCAACACAGACUGGGAGUGGGCUGCCUGUCUGCCACCGUGCCACACAAGCUUGUAUGCUGCAGAUAAGACGAACAUUUUUCUGACAUGGAAUGCGCACGGAGAAGACGAGCAAACCCUCCAACUGCAGGCACACAAUCCAAGGGCUAAAUAUGAAAGGUUCAACAAAAGGAUCAAGCUAACCGUGCACUGAACUGGAGAAUCCUGAUCCUUCAAAAAGACUUUUACUGUCAAACUUUUUACAUAUUUGAAUGCUGGAAAUCUCAAAUAUUGGUCUGAGUGGGUUAUUCUUGGUUUCAAGGACUGUUUUGUACUUUCCUCUUUCAACUGUCAUCUUUAUCACUCUUCUCAUAGGAUUUACUGUCCAACUGUACUUUUUUUACAUCUAAAAUAAUGAAUGCAACAUGUAAUAUAUGCGACUGUGCAUAAGAGGAAAUAUUGUCAUGUCUUUUGCAAAGACCUAAAAUAUACUUUUAAGUCAAAGCACUGUUAUCUGAAUGUUUGAACAUGAAAAAACACUGACAAUAUCAUGAACUGAUAUGCAGGGGGUUAUUUAUAACAGAGUGUAAUGCCUACACUGAUCCACUAGGUGGCACUGCAUGACAACUUCACAUGAAGAGGACUCAACUUUUUAGUGAAUGCUGAAUUGGUUGAAGGGAUUUGGUGCUAGAAUGGACCUCACAUUUGAAAAUAGUAUAAAAUCCAGAAGGGUGCAUGUGUUAACAUUUAUGCAAAUUAGUUAUUUUGUGAAACAUAGACUUGUUGAAAUAUCUCAGGAGUUAAACUGAGGUUGUGGUCGCCUGUGUUUUUUGCAUCCAUCCAUCCAUCCAUCUUCCUCUGCUUAUCUGGGUCCGGGCCGUGGGGGUAGCAGUCUCAGCAGGGAAGCCCAGACACUCCUCUCCCCGGCCACUUCCACCAGCUCCUCUGUGAGGACACCGAGGCAUUCCCAGGCCAGCUAAUAGAGACAUAAUCUUGCCAGCGUGUCCUCGGUCUUCCCCGUGGCCUCCUCCCAGAUGCACAUGCCCGAAACACCUCCCCAGGGAGACGUCCAGGAGGCAUCCUGAAUCUUGAUGCGGAGGAGCAGUGGCUCUACUUUGAGCCUCUCCUGGAUGUCUGAGCUCCUGACCCUAUCUCUAAGGCUGAGCCCAGGCACCUUGCGGAGAAAGCUAAUUUCGGCCGCUUGUAUUCGCGAUCUUGUUCUUUCGGUCACUACCCACAGCUCAUCACCACCACAGGUGAGGGUUGGAACGUAGAUUGACCGGUAAACUGAGAGCUUUGCCUUCUCGCUUAGCUCUCUCUUCACUACAACAGACCGGUACAGCGUCCUCAUCACUGCCGACGAUGCCCCGAUCCGAGAGCGAGUGUUUUUUGCAUUUACCGGAAAUGGCCUCCUGUUCUCAACCAGAGAAAAACUGACUCACUCUAAAAACCCUGAACAUAGUGACUCACUGCAAUGGAUGUAGAAAGCGUGGGAAGAGAAUCAAUGCGAAAUUCUUUGCACCCACAAGAGGGACAGCUUUUUAACUUCACCAUAUUUGGCCGUCAUCGGAGUAUUUGGCUCCGUAUGGCGGUGAUGGUUGUAGUAGUGGUGGUUGCGCUUCUGUCGAAGCCUGCCCGUGUUGCCCGCUGUAGAGCACAUCUGGAAAACAUCUGGAGCUCAUCAGGGACCGGGUGCUUCUGAAACUACCAUGGGAACAUACUAUUUUUAAAAGCUGAGUUGAAUAAUAGUCAUUAAGGGAACACUUCUUCUUGGGGAGGGGACAAGAGGUGAAAUAAAUGACACUUAACAAACAAA
Molecule: messenger RNA, 3386 nt
Organism: Notolabrus celidotus (New Zealand spotty)
Lineage: Eukaryota; Metazoa; Chordata; Actinopteri; Labriformes; Labridae
Gene: mnmip1
Product: SH3 domain containing 21
Exons: 16
Coding region: 203-1591 (462 amino acids)
Molecular function (GO): protein binding
Source: RefSeq, a predicted model, not a curated record